This is a messenger RNA of Ustilaginoidea virens, 219 nucleotides long. RefSeq lists its product as uncharacterized. The transcript has 2 exons. Bases 1 to 219 code for a protein of 72 amino acids. Lineage: Eukaryota; Fungi; Ascomycota; Sordariomycetes; Hypocreales; Clavicipitaceae. The record is from RefSeq and is a predicted model, not a curated record.
AUGCUCGAAAAUCACAUCACGGCACUAUACUACAGCAACCACCUAUCUUCUAUUAAUGGAAACGCCCUAAAUCUCUUGCCUCACCAUUCUUGCCUACCCCCCUCAUCCCAGGAUGUCAUAAUACGGCAUAGCCUUGCCGCAGACUACUAUCUGGAUCACUUGUUAAGAAGUACACGUAGACUACUAUCUCUUGGUAUCUUCCCAUACCUCUAUCCCUGA